Chinchilla lanigera (long-tailed chinchilla) is the source of this 5481-nucleotide messenger RNA. It is a transcript of the gene Plagl2, whose product is annotated as pleiomorphic adenoma gene-like 2. Lineage: Eukaryota; Metazoa; Chordata; Mammalia; Rodentia; Chinchillidae. Gene Ontology annotation, molecular function: DNA-binding transcription activator activity, RNA polymerase II-specific. The record is from RefSeq and is a predicted model, not a curated record.
GUGAAGAGAUUGUUUUCUGAAGGCUGCAUUGGAGGCUGUGACAGAGCGGAGAACCUGAGUGGAGCUGAUGGGGAGGCUUUCUGAGUAACAUGGCCCUUCGCCAUUAGCCUUGCCAUGACCACAUUUUUCACCAGCGUCCCUCCCUGGAUUCAAGAUGCAAAGCAGGAGGAGGAAGUGGGCUGGAAACUAGUUCCCAGGUCUCGGGGCCGGGAGGCAGAGAGUCAAGUGAAGUGCCAAUGUGAAAUCUCGGGGACACCAUUCUCAAAUGGGGAGAAGCUGAGGCCUCACAGCCUCCCCCAUCCAGAGCAGAAACCAUAUAGCUGCCCUCAGCUGCACUGUGGCAAGGCUUUUGCUUCCAAAUAUAAACUGUAUAGGCACAUGGCCACCCACUCGGCCCAGAAACCCCACCAGUGCAUGUAUUGUGAUAAGAUGUUUCACCGCAAGGACCAUCUGCGCAACCACUUACAGACCCAUGACCCCAACAAAGAGGCCCUCCACUGCUCUGAGUGUGGUAAGAAUUAUAAUACGAAGCUGGGCUACCGUCGCCACCUGGCUAUGCAUGCUGCCAGCAGCGGUGACCUCAGCUGCAAGGUGUGCCUGCAGACCUUUGAGAGUACCCAGGCCUUGCUAGAGCACCUGAAAGCCCACUCACGCCGGGUAGCAGGCGGUGCCAAGGAGAAGAAGCACCCCUGUGACCACUGCGACAGGCGGUUCUAUACUCGUAAAGAUGUGCGGCGGCACCUGGUGGUGCACACAGGCCGCAAGGACUUUCUGUGCCAGUACUGUGCCCAGCGAUUUGGCCGCAAAGACCACCUGACACGUCAUGUUAAGAAGAGCCACUCUCAAGAGCUGCUCAAGAUCAAGACAGAGCCAGUGGACAUGUUAGGCCUGCUUAGCUGUAGCUCCACAGUCAGUGUGAAGGAAGAGCUGAGCCCUGUGCUGUGCAUGGCCUCUCGGGACGUGAUGGGGGCCAAGGCCUUUCCUGGCAUGUUGCCCAUGGGCAUGUAUGGUGCCCACAUCCCUACCAUGCCCAGCACGGGCGUGCCACACUCCCUGGUACAUAACACACUGCCCAUGGGUAUGAGCUACCCUCUGGAAUCCUCACCAAUCUCUUCCCCACCUCAGCUCCCUCCAAAAUACCAGCUUGGAUCUACCUCAUACUUGCCCGACAAAUUGCCCAAAGUGGAGGUGGAUAGUUUUCUGGCAGAGCUUCCUGGGAGCCUGUCUCUCUCAUCUGCUGAACCCCAGCCCGCCUCACCUCAGCCAGCGGCAGCUGCGGCCCUCCUAGAUGAAGCACUGCUCACCAAGAGCCCCGCCAACCUCUCUGAGGCCCUCUGCGCUGCUAAUGUGGACUUUUCCCACCUACUGGGCUUUCUUCCACUCAAUCUGCCCCCAUGUAACCCGCCUGGGACCACAGGAGGCCUGGUCAUGGGCUAUUCCCAGGCUGAGGCACAGCCCCUGCUCACCACUUUGCAAGCUCAGCCUCAAGAUUCCCCAGGAGCUGGGGGACCACUGAACUUUGGGCCUCUGCACUCCUUGCCUCCUGUCUUCACUUCUGGCCUGAGUACUACCACCCUGCCUCGUUUCCACCAAGCAUUCCAGUAGCCCUCACGGAGGUCCUCAGCACAGUCUUUGGCUCUAUCAUGGAGCCUGAGUAUCUUCCCUGUCCGCCUCCCCCACAAAGGCAGCUGAGCUUUCAGAGCUGGGUUCAAAAAGCAAAAAUUCCAAUGUCUGUAUGGAGCACUUGGUUUGAGGGUUCAGGCUCCGGGAUUGAUUCCAGGAAGCCUUGAGCCCCAGCAUCGUGGAAAGAUCUACCAUAGGACUUUCAGGUAUUUUUACUUUUAUUUUGUGAUCUGAAUUGGGAGCCACACUUACCCUUCUCCUUCUCCAAAGCGUCAGAACCUCCUCUUUGGAGGAGGGGAAGGCUUCUUGGAGACACAGAGGGUUCACGUUGGUUGACCUCAAGAGAAAUUGCUGAAGAAACCUGUUGCCUAUCUCAGCCUUCAGACCCCACAGCAGUUAGUUGGUCAGGCCCUGCUGUGGAAGGUCACUUGGCUCUAUCACCUGCUUCCAAGCGGCAGGCAGGAAAGAAGGCUUCUAUUCUUCCCGACCACCCCCAUCCCCACUAUACCAACAGCUCUGUUUUCAGUCAGUGUUGUUCAGCAACGGUACCGUUUACACAUUCGUCUCAGACACACCAUUUCACCUCCCUUGCCACGCUGUUAGCCUUAGAAUGAUUGCAGUGAACACUGUUUACACACCGUGAAUCCAUUCCCACCAGUCCAUUUCAGUUGGCACCAGCCGGAACCACUUGGUACCUGGUGUUAACUGGAGCCCUGUUUACAAGGCGGAGUCGGGUCUUGCUGACUUCUCUUCACUUGAGGUCACAUUUUUCCCCUGUGGGGAAAUAAACUGACUUUUGGACUGCUUCAGUUUCUGCCAUCUUCCAUGACUGCAUCUGUUCCUGCCUUCCUCGGCAGUGUCCACAGGAGACCGGCAAGAAUAUUGGAGCAGCUUUCUCACAGGUCUGUUUUUCUCCAAGUCCAUCAUGACCCCCUCAUCACCCUUUUGAACUGGAGAGGGGAAGAAAUGAAAGGCAUGCCCAUCUGUCACUUGCCCAUUCCUUAAUUCCCACUCAGAUCAUUAUGAGCUGUUGUUGUUUGUCUUGGAAGGAGGGACUCUGGGUUCUAUGCGGGUGGGAACAGCAAAGGAGAGGGGAUGAGCCCCUCAUUUGUCUCCUUCCUGCCUGCCCCUUUUUCAGGAAGUUGUGGAAUUGUUAGAAGUUUUUAGAAAGCUAGGGCUGGGCAGAUAGUUGAGUCCUAAUCAAUCUAAUCAUUGUCUCCCAUACCAAAAAUUUUCUGCCCACAGUGUCCCUUCAUCUCCUCCACUUCGCAGUCCCCGUGGAUGCAGGGCCACUGUGCAUAGGCUUCUGUGCUGUCCCUCAAGGAACUUUCACCUUCUUCUCAUGGUCCCCUUCAGUUUUGUCCUUACUAUCUAACAAGGUUUUUUGCAAGAGGAGAUUAGUUCUAUUGACUUGUGAGGCUCCCUGGCACAGACAGUGUAGCCUUUACCCAGAACCCAGCCAGACCCCAAAGCCUGCUUCAUCUCAGUUCCACAUGGGCUUUUCCCACGCAUGGAAGGAGGCAGCUCAGGGACCACUGUUGUGGGACUCUCUUGAGAUACCUCCUCUCUGAUUCAGAAACACACUUCUACCUCUUUACUGUUAACUUGUACAGAUGUAGCCAGCAGUUUCUGGGCACUUCUGUCAGGGGUGCCUCAUGCUGGCCUUUCCACUAGGGUUUCAGGACAAACUACCUAGGAACUGCCUCACCCUCCUACUAGGCCUCCCACCCCCUUCUGUCUAGACUUCAUGUAUCAUCAGGAACUGAGCAGGUCAAUACCUAGCUUCUGCUUUAGUCCAGGCCAGUACCCUUAUUUGAGGUGAAAGCCUUAAAGUUUAGCUCCCCGGCCCUUGAUUGGAGGCAAUGCAGAGUGAAUAAUUAACCAUGUUUUGAUUUAGGCAAGGUAGCUUGGGAUACUUUUUCAAAAGUAAAGCCAGAUAUAAAAAUGUCUGGCAACAUUAACAUCAGUCUAGGUGAUUUGCUUCUAAAAAUUAGUUUCAGUGAGUCCCAGAGACUUAAUUACGUUUUUUUAAAAAAGCGUCUAUCUUGGUAUUCAGCCACCUCCUGCAUGCUGUGCAUGUUACUGGGACUCAUGUUAUAGGAAAUAGUAUGUGAGAAUCCAAGCAGGACUUGCUGUUGCCAUUUUCCUUGUAUCUGGUCUUAACUCGACCUAGCAACCCUCUCCCCUAGCCUGCUAUCUUCCCUGCACCCUCAGUUUCUAGAGGCAGAUGGGCUCUUGGCCACAGAAUAUAAAGUCCUGGGCGGUUAGAGGAGUCUUCUCUGCCUACCCUUUUCCUGUCCCUUCCUUGAACUCCUCCCUCUGUAGGGAUGCUUUGCAACACAUAGGACAGGCAGAAUAGCUAUUUAAAAUCUUGUAACUGGCCCUUGUCUUUUUUCCUUCCCAUCUUUCCUUCCCACCUCCCUUCUUCUUCCUUCCUGCCUUUCCUUUCCUCUUAGCGUCCUUACCAUCACAAGGAAUUUUCCUGUCACUCUAAACUUUGCUGGUGCAGAGGAACAUUAUCUGCCUUCACCUUUUGUGGACCACAGUCACCCUGCUGUUUCUUAAACCUUUCUCCACACCAACCCCCCCAAAAGCCCCUCCCCUUUUUGAAAGGGCAGGCUGUUCAAAGAAUAAGAGUAGCUUUAUCUUAUACUCAGUACCCAGACAUACUUCAGUAUCCUUACUGAAGCCACGAGAACCUGAGGGGCACCUGCCAGGACAGGGGCCGUCGCAUGUGGAACAGGCUAAGGACCAGAAAAAAAGGAGUGAUGUGUCCUUUCUGCAACCCUGAUCCAGCCUCUUGUCAGCCGUAAGCUGACGUGUAUGUGGGUAGGCAUAUCCCACCCUGCACAGUAGCUGCUCAGAGCUGAGUACAGUCCUGGGCCCAGGGGCUGAAAUGCCUGGGUGUCAGCUCAAAGGAUCUCUGCCCUAUCUCAAAGAGGUGGAGGCAGGGGAAGGUUCACCAAUGAGUUUUUCUCCCCAACUUUUUACAAAUGGCAUUUGUUGAUGGAAAUCCGGGAAGCAAGUGUGAUUACUUUUUUGCUUGUAGACAUUGUCCUAAGUUUAAAUUUCCCCACUGCCCUAAACUUUCCCUAGUAUCCCUUAAAUUCUCCCCUCCCUUUUUGGUAGCUCUUUUCUCCAUCCUCCCUCAAUCUCCCCUCUUACCUAGGAACUGUUUUUAAGCACGAUUUUUUAAAACAGGUAAUAUUGUACAGGAUCAAUAUUUUGCUUUUUAACAAGGAUAUUUAUGUAAUAAGAAACUUUGCCUUAGGCAGGUGUUGGCCAGAAAAGUCCAGAUUCCUCUGGGACCCCCACCCUGGCCUCUCCUGGAGCUCUGAACCUGCUGUGGAAGGAAUUGGCCAUGACCUUCACCACUGGAGAGUAAGGCCUGUGGCGAGGGAAAGGGGUGUUCACUGUGAUAACCUAGUGCCUCUGUGGAGGGGUGUGGAAGCAUCCCAGUCCAGUUGCUUCUGGUUUCAGCUGACUCCCCCUCCCCCCACCUCUCCACCUCUGCAUAUUCAGCACUAGAAUGAAUGCCUGAACACCACUUCUCACGCUCUUUCCUCCCUCUUGAGUGGCUGAGGCUUUGAGGCCACUCCUUUGUAACGCCAGAUUAUUUAAAGAGAAAAAAAUACAAGACAAAAAUCUUCUAGCACUUUGUAAACACAGUGAAUAACCUCUUGGAGUAUUUUUGGCUUUAUAUAAAACAAGGUUUUUAAUUGUAAAAUAUAAGUGCCAUUAGAAAAUGCACAGGGCGUUAUCUUUGUUAAGGUAGAUUUUUUCAAUGUUUUACAGAAUUACAUUUUCAAAAAAAGUUUUUAUAAUGAAGUUGUUUAUUAAAAACUUCUGAAUGAUGUG